ACCCAGUCUCGACUUCUUUCUCAUAGUUGACUCCGCCAAUCAGCGCGCGCCCUGCUGAGCUCACGAGCUGGCUGGCUACAUCCCCUCAGCUGCGCGAGCUGAUCUAAAGUAACAAAGAACUGAACGUGCUCUCGAGGACUGUUACGUUGUUACCGAUUACCGGAGCCUCUGGCGAGCAUACGGAUGAUUACCGGGGAAGGGUCCGCCUGUUUCGGUUGGGAGAGACAUUUCCUGGACGUUUGACAGUCUCGCCAAGUCCACGUCUCCGCGGUGAGAGGCUCAUACCUGUCUGACCCCUGACCCUAACCUGGAUGGAGAUGAGGUUGUUAUAGCAGCUAGCAGGACUGUCUGGCAUGAGACGGAGACUACAUCCUGCGUCGGCUCGCCUCACUUCCUGUUGCACAGGAAGUCUCUCUCCAAACCCACAUUGAUGAGGUAGCAUAGGCUGUAGAAGAGCACCACCCCACACCAACCCCCCCCCUGUCCUCCCCCCUCUCCCCCCCCUCCCCCCUCUCCUCCCUCCCCCUCCCCAGCAUGGGUCAGAAGGUCUCUGGGGGGCUGAAGCCGGUGGAGGGUCGAGGCGAGGCCUGCCCCCCCUCCUACCGCCCCUCCGCUCAACGCCACUGUCCCCCUACUCCUCUGAUUGGCCCAGACUCCUCACGCCCCGCCCGCCUCGACCUUCUAUUGGACAUGCCCCCGGCGGGGCCCGAGGUGCAGCUGCGCCACGCCUGGAACCCGGACGACCGCUCGCUCAACGUGUUCCUGAAGGAGGACGACCCGCUCACGCUGCACCGCCACCCGGUGGCCCAGAGCACCGACGCCAUCCGUGGCCGCGUGGGUUUCACCCGCGGGCUGCACGUUUGGAGGGUCACCUGGCCCGCACGCCAGCGCGGCACACACGCCGUGGUGGGCGUGGCCACGGCCGAGGCCCCGCUGCACUCGGUGGGGUACACUGCCCUGGUGGGCAGCAACAUGGAGUCGUGGGGGUGGGACCUGGGCAGGAGGAGGCUAUGCCACGACAGCAAGAACCGUCCGCUGGGCUCACUGGCGUCGUACCCGCGCCCCCUGGAGGGCGAGGAGGGCUGGCCGCUGCCAGACGCGCUGCUGGUGGCGCUGGACAUGGACGAGGGCACUCUCAGCUUUCUGGCCGACGGACACUUCCUCGGCGUGGCCUUCAGUGGGCUGCGGGGCAGGAAGCUGUACCCGGUGGUGAGCGCUGUGUGGGGGCACUGCGAGAUCUCCAUGUGCUACAUCAACGGGCUGGACCCGGAGCCCCUCCCCCUGGCGGAGCUGUGCAGGAGAGCAGCGCGCCUGGCUCUGGGGAGAGACCGUCUGCACACCAUCCCCUCCCUCCCCCUGCCUCCCGCACUCAGGGACUACCUGCAGUACCAGUAACCUCCCCUCUUGUCUCCUCCUCACCUCCCCUCUCCUUUCCUCCCCCCACCCAAGGCCCUCAAGGACUACCUCCUGAACCAGGCCCCUCUCCUCCUUCACUCCCUUUCCUCAUGGAUGAUUGACAGUCCCAGCAUCCCAUGCUGGUUGAGGACACUAGCUCCCCUGCUGGCUGGACUCAGAACUGCAACCAGAGAAGCACACUCAUACCCUGGAGGCCUUUAACCAUGGUAACCACAUCACCUGUCACCAUGGUAACCAUACCAGCUUCCCAGGGGCCCCGUCACAGCAGACAGAACCAUGGAGUGGGCUGUCUACUGGUCUAGUCCUGGUCUAGUCCUGGUCUAGUCCUGGUCUAGUCCUGGUCUAGUCCUGGUCUAGUCCUGGUCUAGUCCUGGUCUAGUCCUGGUCUAGUCCUGGUCUAUUUGUUCCACAUAGACAGCAGCUUCCUGAUGUGGUCAGGACCCUCAUAUGAUGGUAACACUGGAGACCCACACACACUAACGUAGUACACACACACACACACACACACACUAACAGUACACACACACUAACAUAGUAUGCAACACACAUGCACGCACACCAAUGUAGUACUUAAAGACACACACAUCAACUUAGUCUGCACUCACGCACACACACACUCCAACAUAGUAUGCAAACACACACACAUCAAUCCUUAUUUUUCCUUAAAAUAGCUUGAGUCACUUUUUUGAAUCAGAAUUUGUACUUUCUCUGUUAAUGUAAGUUUGUCCUGAGGGUGAUGAUGAGCUCAGGACAUCCACCCUUCUGAGGAGGGUGAUGAUGAGCUCAGGACAUCCACCCUUCUGAGGAGGGGAUGAUGAGCUCAGGACAUCCACCCUUCUGAGGAGGGGAUGAUGAGCUCAGGACAUCCACCCUUCUGAGGAGGGGAUGAUGAGCUCAGGACAUCCACCCUUCUGAGGAGGGGAUGAUGAGCUCAGGACAUCCACCCUUCUGAGGAGGGGAUGAUGAUGACUGUGAUCAUGUAAGACAGGAUGCUGCUUUUAUUAUUAUUAUUACUAUCAUUAUUAUUGAUGUUAUUAUGAUUGUUAUUAUUAUUCUAGUUGUUGGUGGUGCUGGUGUGUCCAGCCCAGACAGACACAGAAUGUAGCGGAUCAAUAAAAACCAGAGGGUGAAGGUCCUCUGUGGCCACGAUGUC
Molecule: messenger RNA, 2569 nt
Organism: Osmerus eperlanus (European smelt)
Lineage: Eukaryota; Metazoa; Chordata; Actinopteri; Osmeriformes; Osmeridae
Product: SPRY domain-containing SOCS box protein 4-like
Exons: 4
Coding region: 535-1395 (286 amino acids)
Biological process (GO): proteasome-mediated ubiquitin-dependent protein catabolic process
Cellular component (GO): SCF ubiquitin ligase complex
Molecular function (GO): protein binding
Source: RefSeq, a predicted model, not a curated record